Tarenaya hassleriana is the source of this 842-nucleotide messenger RNA. RefSeq names its product preprotein translocase subunit SECE1. Gene Ontology annotation, cellular component: chloroplast thylakoid membrane. NCBI's taxonomy places the organism in Eukaryota, Viridiplantae, Streptophyta, Magnoliopsida, Brassicales, Cleomaceae. The record is from RefSeq and is a predicted model, not a curated record. The transcript has a single exon. The coding region runs from base 105 to 653 and encodes 182 amino acids. Gene Ontology annotation, biological process: protein targeting.
GCCCGCACUGGAUCGCUACUCCUCUGGGAAUUAUCCACAAAUAAAUUUUAAAAUUAAAAAAAGGCGAAAAAUUCCCUGUACUCUUCUAUUGCGUCGCGUCGAAGAUGCCACUGUCCGUAAACCUCUCACCGCCUGUGACCGGAACAAUCCGUAGCCACCGGAGGACGGCUUCCCUCUGCGAAUCUCCGUCUGCAAGUCAACGCUUCUUUCCGAUUCAUCCCGAUGUCCGAUGCUCCGCAAUCUCCGCCUCGACGAGAUUGCUGAGGAAACCGCCGUGUGUGGUGGUGGCUAAAGCCAUUGAACAGAGCCGAGAUACCACGGAAUCGGAGCCAGAGUCGGAUUCUCCGGCGUCGGAAGGCGGAAAAUACGCGGAGGAGGAGCAGAGCCUGAUCGGAGCCGAGAUAAAGGCGGCGAUGGAGCAGAGGAAAUCGGCGGCGGAGGAGGAUAGAGGGAAGAGUGAGCUUCUGAGCGGAGUGGCGGAGGAGGUGAGGGAAAUCGAGUGGCCGGCGUUUCAGAAGGUGCUCGGUACGACCGGCGUCGUGCUCGGCGUCAUCGCCGGAUCCAGCGUCGUCUUGCUCACCGUCAAUUUCAUCUUGGCCGAGCUCUCCGAUCGUGUUUUCGCCGGAAAAGGUGUUCAAGAUUUCUUCAGCUGAACCAAGAAAAAAAGCUCUCUUUUUUCUUUCCUUCUGGGCACUUGUGGAAACCCUAAUUUUGUUGUAUUUUGCACAACUUCGCAAUCCAACGAGAGAUUCAAGCACAAAAACUGAUUCCCAGAUCACAUUUCUUGUAGUCUCUAAUGGUUCUGAACAAUCAAAACAACCAAGAUUUUCAGAGAAAGGUCA